ACCGGAAGUGGUAUCCUGCUAUCAACAACAGCGCGGAGGGGGUGUGGGGAAACCAGCAGCAAACCAACAAUAGAAGGAAUCGAACCAUUUUCACUCACACAAUCAACCCCCUCGCAGAAACUGUCAUGAACGGGAAGUGGUCCCGGGGCUGGUGACGAGCGGGGCGGCCAUGCUGUCAGACACAGACUACUGCGGGAGCGCCUCCGGUGCCCGGCGGGCCAGGAAGAGGAGCUCCGGGGAGGGGGACAGCCAGACCGUGCGCUCCUCCGGGAGGCAGACCAACGUCCGGGUGAAGCGAACCAACAACCCGCCACCUGGACAGAGCAAGAGAAAAGCUACAGACACUGAGGAAGAGGACGAUCAGUCUGAGAAGAAGUACAGAAAGUGUGAGAAGGCUGGAUGCUCGGCCACGUACCCCGUGUGUUUCGCGAGCGCAAACGAGAGAUGUGCUAAGAACGGAUACACGUCUCGAUGGUAUCAUCUGUCCUGUGGUGAACACUUCUGCAAUGAAUGCUUCGAUCACUACUACAGGAGCCACAAAGACGGAUAUGAGACCUUUGCAUCGUGGAAGAAGGUGUGGACGAGUAAUGGGAAGAGUGAGCCCAGUCUUAAAGCUUUCAUGGCCGAUCAGCAGCUGCCGUUCUGGGUUCAAUGCACCAAACCGGAGUGUAAGAAGUGGCGUCAGCUGACUAAGGAGAUCCAACUCACUCCUUCCUUAGCAGCAUCAUAUCGCUGUGGAAUGAAGUUCAACAACAUUAAGAGUGAAGGACCGGACCAGUGCUCCCAACCAGAGGACCUGAGAGUAGCUGAGGUGACCGACAGCUGGUGGCACUCAAUGCUGAUUUUGCCGCCACUGUUUAAAGAAAGUCCAGCCAGCCCCUUCCUCGCUGCCUACUACCCCGACUGUGUGGGAAUGAGUCCCUCAGGCUCUCCCAGCAACAUGUCUCUGAACGACCUGAGGGCCGAUCACUGCCGAGCUGUACCGCCACAAAUUCCAGGUCUGUGUCCGUACUUCCAGCCCUUCUAUCAGCCUAAUGAGUGUGGCAAGGCUCUGUGUGUGCGGCCGGACAUGAUGGAGCUGGAUGAGCUUUACGAGUUUCCAGAGUUUUCCCGGGAUCCCACCAUGUACUUGGCUUUGCGUAACCUUAUCCUGGCUUCCUGGCACAAGAACUGCAAGGAGAUGCUGACCUCUCAGAAAUGUGCCCAGCACAUCAUUGUCCGGGGGCUGGUGCGUGUGCGCUGCGUGCAGGAGAUGGACCGGGUGCUCAACUUCAUGACCAGGAAGGGUUUGAUCAACACGGGUUUGCUGGCAGUCAAACAGCCGCUCCUCCCCGAAAGCCAUCGGGCUAAGAACGUUAUCGUCAUCGGUGCCGGAGCCUCAGGACUUGCUGCUGCCCGGCAGCUGCAAAACUUUGGCACUCAGGUGAUGGUGCUGGAGGCGAGGGAGAGGAUCGGAGGUCGAGUGUGGGACGAUGCGUCUCUGGGCGUCACUGUGGGCCGAGGAGCACAAAUUGUCAAUGGUUGUGUAAAUAACCCCGUUGCCCUGAUGUGUGAACAGAUGGGCAUCCAGAUGCACAAGCUGGGGGAGCGGUGUGACCUCUUCCAGGAGGGAGGACAGGUUACUGACCCGGCCAUUGACAAGCGCAUGGACUUCCACUUUAACGCCAUCUUGGACGUGGUGGCAGAGUGGAGGAAGGACAAGUCCCAGAACCAGGACACACCACUGGGAGAAAAAGUCCAGGAGGUGAAGAAGAACUUUCUGCAGGAGUCUGGGAUCCAGUUUAGUGAGUUGGAGGAGAAGGUGCUUCAGUUUCACCUCAGCAACCUGGAGUACGGCUGCGGAAGCAUGUUAGACCAGGUAUCAGCAAGAUCCUGGGAUCACAACGAGUGUUUUGCCCAAUUCUCAGGAGACCACACUUUACUCAAUAAGGGCUACUCCGUCUUACUCCACAAACUGGCCGAGGCCCUCGACGUCCGCACAAAGUGUCCGGUUCAGGCCAUUGACUACUCAGGUGACGUUGUCAGAGUUACCUCCUCCAAUGGCUCCCAGUGGACGGCACAGAAGGUUCUUGUUACAGUCCCAUUGACUUUGCUGCAGAAGAAUUUGAUUCAGUUCAACCCUCCACUUCCUGAGAGGAAACUGAAAGCAAUCCACAGUCUGGGAGCUGGCAUCAUAGAAAAGAUCGCUCUUCAGUUCCCGUACAGAUUCUGGGACAAAAAAAUCCAAGGGGCUGAUUACUUUGGUCACAUCCCACCGGCUCCCGACAAGAGAGGCAUGUUCAGCGUCUUCUAUGACAUGGAUCCACAGGGAAAGCAGGCUGUCCUCAUGUCAGUGAUCACUGGGGAUGCCGUCCCUGCUGUUCGGGACCUGGAGGACAAGGCGGUGGUUGAUGAGUGCAUGAAAGUUCUGCGUGAACUUUUCAAAGAACAGGACGUCCCGGAGCCGAUACACUUCUUUGUCACACAUUGGAGCAAAGACAUCUGGUCCCAGAUGUCCUACAGCUUUGUGAAGACAGGCGGCAGUGGAGAGGCCUAUGAUAUCCUUGCUGAAGACAUUCAGGGCAAAGUCUUCUUUGCUGGCGAGGCCACCAACAGACACUUCCCUCAGACUGUGACCGGAGCCUACCUCAGUGGGGUCCGAGAGGCCAGCAAGAUGGCUGCUAUGUAAAUUGUCAGCACCAGAUCACUCAACAGCACCAGCAUGGACACACACACGGGUCGCUCACUGACACACAGACCGGUACUCAACUCUGACUGUGUUCCCUUAGUCGCUCCACAUGACGUUUCACUACACUGUCGUCUGUCUGAUCAGCGAGACACCGUGAACUCCAGCUCUCCAGGUCCCGGCUCCACACACUUAACACACGAUUGAACGAGUGAUUUUCAUUUAUGUCACAAACCAGCUGUCAAAAGGAUUUAAGUCGGCGACAAGAAGCAAAACACCAUCGUAGCUAAGGAGGUGGACUGUGUGAUGAUGCCUGUGAGGCUCUGCCAGGUUCCACUGGGCUGGAGAGCAGGGUGAUCUUAUCUUGAGUUUUACGGUUGGUGUCGUGAGCACUUCUGUAAUGAAAUGGUUCUAAAUGUUCAUUUGAAGACAUGAGGCUGCAUGAAACAUUGGUUAACUCUCCGUUUUCUAAUCAUGCAUCGACCUGAAUAAGAUUUAAUCUCCAGGGAUCAAGUUUCAAGAGAUGAUACAGGAAUGUUUAAAAACUAAAUCUUCGUUGAGAGUUGCCUACCAAUGUUUUUUACAACUGCAUUGUUUUGCAUGUGAUAUAUGUGUUGGUACAAAUGGUUUAGUGAACGGGAUGAAAGGUUAGAUAUUUACUAUUAGUCCUUCUGCGAUAGCACUUUUAUUUAUAGCAUUGAUUUGAUUUGAAAAAAAGAAAUGAAUAGUUUGUGUCAGUUAAAUUCCUCUUGUUGAUGACAAUGAUCAGAAGACACUAGAUCGUCCCCUUACUUACCUUCUCAGGGAUUUGAUCAGGAUUUUAUCACCUAGAGAAACAUAAUAAUGUAUUUGUACAAUUUUGAAUAUCAUUGUUUAAAAAAGGUCACACAAACAACCAAAGGAGGAAAGUAAAUCCUUCCUAUUUCCCUUGUGUUUGCUCUUGAAUUCAAACUGAACCUUAGUUGUUGGGGGGGGCUAAUCAGCACAGCGACGUCCUCACUGUCUUUGACCGAUGUUGACUAAUAAUGCUUUACAUGUAGAGUCAGAUCUGUGUGAGAAUCUAGAAUCAUGUCCCGUCUGGCUGACAUCACAGUGCUUCAAUAUUUAUCUUGUACUUGUGUAAUAAACUGAGCUUUGAACUGCCA
Platichthys flesus (European flounder) is the source of this 3810-nucleotide messenger RNA. RefSeq names its product lysine-specific histone demethylase 2. NCBI's taxonomy places the organism in Eukaryota, Metazoa, Chordata, Actinopteri, Pleuronectiformes, Pleuronectidae. Gene Ontology annotation, molecular function: protein binding; oxidoreductase activity; zinc ion binding. The transcript has 21 exons. The record is from RefSeq and is a predicted model, not a curated record. The coding region runs from base 170 to 2668 and encodes 832 amino acids.